Molecule: messenger RNA, 3210 nt
Organism: Rhinopithecus roxellana (golden snub-nosed monkey)
Lineage: Eukaryota; Metazoa; Chordata; Mammalia; Primates; Cercopithecidae
Gene: TMEM272
Product: transmembrane protein 272
Exons: 7
Coding region: 185-748 (187 amino acids)
Source: RefSeq, a predicted model, not a curated record
CGAGUUGCUGUUGUGCUGCGGGAGAGAAAGGGAGAAAGAAAGCGUGCAACAGGGAGUGGGAGCCCCAAGUAAAGAGGAACCCCACAGAGUCAGGCCUGGACACCGGGACCACAGAGGUGCUGAGUACUGCCCGAUUCUGGAUCCCACUCUGCUCAGCUCAGAACUUUGUCAGCGAGCAAGAACAAUGCCAGGAGGUCUGGAGAAAAUGUGUCAUCAGUGCAUUUCUAAAAUCGCCAGCAAUGCCUGCUUCGUUUUUGUGCUCUGCGCUUUCCUGGCUCUACCGCUGUCCAUGGCCUUCAUAGGAAUGAAAUUUUUGGAGGACUGCCCUAUACAGCCCCUCAUACCUUUAUAUUUGCUAGUGGGUGGCAUCGUCGGCACCUUAAAGGUGUCUCUCCUGUUGUACGACUCCACCAGGAUGAGGCGGCUGCUGUCCAAGGCCGUGGUGAUCGAUGAUGAUGACGAUGACGAAUACCCCUGGAGGCAGAAUGCGCACAGAUACUACAUCCACCUCCUGCUGAGCCUCUUCCUCUUCCUCUGGUUCAUCCUGGGAAACUACUGGGUCUUUUCUGUGUACCUGCCUGAUUUUCUUCCCCCUUUCCAGCAGCCUCAGGACUACUGUGAUAAAACCCUGUACCUCUUUGCAGUUGGAGUCCUGGCACUCAGUCACACCGUGCUGGGCUUGCUCCUGCUGUGCAGCGGCUGUGUCUACCUGUGCUCCAGGUGGAGACUUUCUGCCGAUGAAGACUGAUAGCUGCCUUGUCCAGCAUACCAUGUAUGCAUGUGCGCGCGCACGCGCACGCGCACACACACACACACACACACACACACACACAGGUUCAGGAGAAGGGCAUAAAGGUAAUAAAAUCUUCCCUGAAGGCAUUUAAAAAGCCACCCAAACGCACUGAAUAUGAUAGUGGACUAAAGAAACUCUUGCCUUCCUAGACAUGGGGAAAUCACUUCUGCUCUUUUCAGAGUAGGAAUUUUGUUCUCCCAAGAGUUUUCAAAGUGAUCAUUGUUUUUGAGGGGAUGAAGUGUGAGAGGCAAAGAAUGGGAGACCUUUUCAAAUCAUAGUGCAAUUUCAGUGACUGGUACAAGAACAAGGUUGGUUGUUGCUACUGCUGCUGUCAUUCAGUCAUGGUCACCUUGAAGUUAUAGAAAGUGCACAGACUUUCAAACAAGAUAUAUCUUAACUUCACUCACUAUGAUGACUUUUGUUAUUAAAAGGAAAAAGAAAUUCUUUUAGUGACUCUAGCUGCCUUUCGGGAAAGUGAAGGUGCAGUCUCUUCCAGCCAUAUAUCAGAUGGGUUUGAUGUGAUGGGUGGAACAUCCCAAGGUCAGCUAUAAAAUCUGCCAACAUCAAAGCAGUCGCUUCCACCUAGGGGGCACGCUGGCCUGCUAGCCAGGCAUUGCGGAGUGCAGCGCCGUGUGCACCGUGUGCCGCUGCUGCAGGUUCUUUGCUUGACCUUGAGUCUGUCUCUGCCCCUGGCUAUUCGUGUACCUCUCUAUGAUCUGCGGCUGGCUGGAUGGCAUAAACCAGUUUUGUAUGUUUCUGGACAGGUUGCAUGAGUUGGGUUGCCGUCAGUGUAGCUGUUUUUGGUUUCUGAGUUUAACUAUCAAAUAAUAGCUCCUCAACCUGAUGACCAGUUAGGCUUUGGAAGCCUUUUGUAAAUUGAGAUGUCUGGAAGUCCAGGAUGACACCAAACAGUGACCACUAACCUUCCCUCUGGCUGCCGCUAUCGAGAGAUGAAGUCCAGGUCUAUUGUCAGUGCUUGCUAGGGAGCCUCUUUAUGAGCAAAGUCUCACGCUUUAGAAUUUUGUAUGAAGAUGCUGUCAUGAGUGUUUCUAGGGCAAUGCCCAGGGGUGCAUGGCACUUGCUUAACUGCUUCUUUCAGCCACAUGCAUAGCCUUUCUAUAUAUUUACACACUGCUGAACUGCGUUUAUUUUUUAAUUUUUUUAUUUUUUUGUGCUUUCUCAUCAAACCAAUCCCUGAGUGGCCAUGAAUGGAGGCACCUCCCUUCAUCAGAAGUGUCAGCUCAAACCAAGAGGCUCAUUCUUCUCCGUGGCUUUAAGAGAAAGGCCCUGUGAGUCCCGUGGGGUCUUCCCAUUUCAGUUUAGAAGCUCUCCCCGGGCAGUCACCAUUGGUCCCCCUUUCCUCCCAGCCAUGACAGAAGACCAGCGGGUGUGCAGUUUGCAGAUCCUACCUCACCUAUGAUGCCCGAUUCUAUCCUCACUGUGUCCCAUGUUGCCCUCUCCGUGUCUGGGGAGAGUCUGUGGGCUACGAUCCUGGGGUGGCCAGGGGUUCCAUGGGCUCCCCUCCCACCCUCCUUUCCCCAGUCCAUGACUCGUCAGCCACUCCCAGUCACUUAGCCAAUGCUUGGACAUCUGUGAGCAGCAAAGAUCUGGGCCCAGGGACGCCUGCACGACUCCCACAUGAAAGCCUCUGAGGCUUCUGUUGCGAGGGCCUUGGCAAAGGCAGGAAGUGCUGUGGACAACCAUGGGCAUGAGGAUUUCUGUUAGCAGAUGGCAGAAUGAAAAUGCCCGUCUAAGACUGGCCCAAGACCUGGGCAGCCUUCCUCCAUGGGAACCUGGCAAGGCAAUGGGAAGUGGACAUGGGAGCACCUGAACCUUCCGGAUGCUAUGAAACCUCAAGGGAACAAAUUAUGUGGCAGAGAGGGAUGAUCAGUUCUUCCCAUCUGAGAAAAGACUGCAGCAAAGAUGAACUAUAUAUUGAAGGUCAUUUUAUUUGCUACAUCGGGCAUCAUGCUAAAAACCAUUCUUUGCCUGAAUCUGUAUAAAUGACAGCUGAAAGCAGUAAAUGUGAGACCGCUUCACGGGAGUCAGCCACACCAGUGGUUCUCAAACCUUGGUGAACCCUCAGAGCUACCCAAGGACUUGUUUGCAAUGCAGAAUCACAGCCCCCAGAGACUCUGACUCGUGGGGCCUGGCUCGUUCUGAUUCAGUGACCGGAGAACCACCUGUGUGCACUUGGGCCACACAUACAGCCUGGACUGGCUUAUGUCAGGCCCAUCUUGGCUGUCACCAUGAGGACAAUAUAAUGUUGUUUCCAGUACUUUGUAUUAUUUCCUUCUCUUUUAGUAUGAGAAGUGGCCGAGUGGUCAAUAGCUUUCAUUUUUGUGUAACUGAAUCUUGUGCUUCGUUUCCUUCUGGGCAUUUUUCAUUGUUGAUGAAAUAAACUUUGUUCAAUUUGU